Messenger RNA from Coccomyxa subellipsoidea C-169, 1005 nucleotides. RefSeq lists its product as hypothetical. Lineage: Eukaryota; Viridiplantae; Chlorophyta; Trebouxiophyceae; Coccomyxaceae. The record is from RefSeq and is a predicted model, not a curated record. Bases 1 to 1005 code for a protein of 334 amino acids. The transcript is spliced from 6 exons.
AUGGGCGACAGAUGGCGGCCAGGAUUGAAGCUGGAUGCACACAGCAGCCAAGGCUAUGCAGCAGGAGAGCCUGCUGUUGUGGUUGCACCCAUGGCCAAUCGCCUAGUGGUCUUUGAAAGCAACAUAGCCCAUGAAGUGCUUCCUGCGCAUGAGGCAAGGUGUGCGCUGACAGUGUGGUUCACAAAAGCAAAUUCCCCCGCUUCAGACUGUGCCGUCCCACGCGCUCUUCCGGAUCCUGACCAGCCAGAGAGCCGCAUUUUUGUCUCCAUUGCCGCCUUUAGAGAUCCAGAGACACGCUGGACAGUGCAUGACCUCCUGGCCAAGGCCUCACAUCCAGCCCGCGUCCGCAUUGGCAUUGUCUGGCAGAUUGAUGCCAUUGCAGAUGCCCAUUUCCUGGACCUGUCUCACUGCGUGGACCAGAAACAGAUAAGGCAGAUCAUAAUCCCAGACAGAGAAGCCACGGGUCCCUGCAAGGCGCGCAUGCUGGCCCAGAAGCUAUGGGCAGGCGAGGAGUACUACCUCCAGAUUGACUCGCACAUGCGCUUUGCACCCGGCUGGGACGAGCAGCUCAUCCAUUGGCUGGCCGCUUGUGAGCAGCAGGCGCAGUUUGGGAAGGCAGUUCUAUCUACCUACCCUCCAGACUUCCAGGGGUCUGGGCUGCAGGCCACGGUGCCAGCCGAUGACAGGCCAGUUCUGCUCCGCGCAAGCCAUUUUGGGCAGGACGGCAUGCUGCGGCUGGUGGGAAGCCGCCUGGCAGAGUGCGCUGCUGCACCCCUGCCCAGCCUGUUCUGGGCUGCCGGCUUCUCCUUCUCCCGCUCGCAGCUCAUCCAGGAGGUCCCUUAUGAAGAUCUGCCAUUUCUAUUCUUUGGAGAGGAGCAGUACAUGCUGGCGCGCAUGUCCACGCAUGGCUACGAUGUCUUCUCACCACCCUCCAGCAUUGCCUACCACCUCUAUAGCAGAGCGUACCGGAAUACCUUCCAGUCAUGUGUAACACAGGGAGAAUGA